Molecule: messenger RNA, 2217 nt
Organism: Mya arenaria
Lineage: Eukaryota; Metazoa; Mollusca; Bivalvia; Myida; Myidae
Product: mesoderm-specific transcript protein-like
Exons: 12
Coding region: 118-1095 (325 amino acids)
Molecular function (GO): catalytic activity
Source: RefSeq, a predicted model, not a curated record
AGAACGUUAAGGUUAAAAGAAGGGACGAAAUAAUAUUUGUCUCCAUAGGAUAUUAAACAACAUAUUUAACUGUGAAAUUAGAAAGGCACGCGUGAAUAUAAUUAGUUAGUCGCUGAAAUGGCGUACCAAACCAUUGCAUGGAUUGUGGUUGUCACCGCCGCCACCGUAUAUUUCCUCAACAUGCCACCACCGCCACUUUCAUCGACGCUACUCAACUGGCAAAAGAAAGGCAACAUCUUCAAAUAUAAGGGAUUUGAUAUAUUUUAUAUAGUUGAGGAAGGAGUACCAAGCAAUGGAAGCACACUUGUGUUGAUCCAUGGAUUUCCCACCUCCAGCCAUGAUUGGAGCAAGAUUCUUGGUCGCAUGAAAUCGCAGUUCAGCAAAAUCAUUAUGCUGGAUAUGUUAGGAUAUGGAUUCUCAGACAAACCGCUCGACCACGACUACCUGAUUACGGAACAGGCGGACAUCCACGAGGCUCUGCUGACGUCACUUUCUAUAUCACGCGCACACGUGAUGUCACAUGACUAUGGUGACACUGUGGCCUUGGAACUGCUUCACAGAUUCAACAACAAAGAAUCAAAGUUUCAGCUUGAAUCAAUGUGCAUGUUAAAUGGCGGCGUGUUUCCAGAGACAAAUACCCCUGGAGUAGGCCAAAAGCUUCUUUUGACGCCAGUUCUUGGGCCCGUACUGAGCCAUUUUACCUUCUACCGGAUUUUUGAAAGGGGCAUGUCAAAGGUGUUCGGAGUUGAUACCCAACCAACUUCUGAUGAAAUGAUGGAUUUCUACGCAAUAGUCAGACGAAAAAAUGGCAACGUCGUUAAUUCAAGAUUGAUAAAAUAUCUUAACCAGCGGGCAGAAAACAAGGACAGAUGGGUCGGUGCACUCGUGCAAACGAAACUUCCAGUUCACAUGAUAUAUGGGCCAUCUGAUCCAGUAAACAGUGGAUACGCUUUCGUUGAUCAUUACAAGAAAGUAGUACCAUCCCCGAGUAUAACUGUACUAGACGCGGCGAUAGGACACUACCCCUCGUGGGAGGACCCCAAUGCCGUCUAUGAAUCCUACAAGUCAUUUUUGCAGGCCAUCAAAAAGCCUUAAUUUCUCACUUCAGGUUCUUAAAAAACCUUGAAAUCAUUCCACCAGUGCAUAAAAAAUAAAUCAUUCCACCAGUCCAUAAAAACCUUCAACUCUCUAAUCUUAUCCAAUAUAUUUAUUUUAAAGCCUUGAACUCUCUCCCCAGGUAAUUAAAAUGGUCUUGAAAUUUCUUCUCCAGUCCAUUGAAAAGUCUUUUAAUAUUUCCUCUUAUAUUUAAUCGAUCAAUCAUAAUGUCCAUGGCCUUGGAAUACUCGAAAUAUUUGAACGACGUGAACACAUUUUAAAUUUUAUUAAAAAUGUAAAACAAUCAACUACUUUAAAAAAGGCUUUGAAAUAUUUUAAAACUUUAAAAUAGGAGAAAAAGAAAGCCACCCUCGUAAUAUCAAUAUGUCCAAUCUCCUUUGAAACAGAUUACUUUACCCAUAUCUAUUAAAUUCUUGAUGAAUUCGUGAAAAGUCCUUAAAGUACAAAAGCCAAUAAAGGUCUUGAACUAUUUUUGCCUUUAUUCUGGUGAUUUAUUUCCCAUAAAAAGAAAUGAAAGUUUAAUAAAGUUUACUGCUUAAUAAUUUGUAUGUGAGAGUUAAUGUUUGUUAUGAUUUCCUUAACAAUAACCUAUAUUAUUUUGUUGUUUAACGGUGUCUUUUAAUUUUAAAUGAGUAUGCUUGUAUGCCAUGUGAUUAAUAGUGUUAACAGUUUUACUUCUGUUUGUUAUAUGUUGUUUAAUUUGUGGUAUUCUAGCGCUGAAUACCGUUGUGUAAAUCUUGUAUGCGCAUUUGUUUUGUUGAACAAAUAGCUUGUUUACCAUGACAGAUAAAUACAUGCAUGACCAGCAUGUGCUUAAAUAUUGACGAGUAUUUAGCCUUUACACUUUUGUUUGACCAUGAUUCAUAAUAACCUUAAAGGGACUUGACACCAGAUGGUCCAAAAAUCGUCAAAUACAGUAUUUCCUCAAAACAAGCCUUAAUGUCGAUACGAGCUGGUAUGAGACCUAUAAUUCAUUAUUUUUAGGGAUGCAAACCAAUAUUCGAAUAUUCGAUUAAACGUUUGGUAUUCGAAUGUCAAAAUCGGAAUUCGAAUUGUCGAUUUUGUUUUUGUUUUUGAAUAAACAGAAUAAUGAACCCUUUU